Messenger RNA from Aspergillus lentulus, 813 nucleotides. RefSeq lists its product as uncharacterized. Lineage: Eukaryota; Fungi; Ascomycota; Eurotiomycetes; Eurotiales; Aspergillaceae. The record is from RefSeq and is a predicted model, not a curated record.
AUGGCCAUUCUGCAGAAGGAGAAUCGGCCUCGUGGACUGCGAGUUCCGUCGCUUUCCGCCUUCAAAUCUAAGAAACCCAUCGACCACGAGCCAGCUCCAGCUCCCGCUCCUGUUUCUACUGCUCCUUCGGCUGCUGCUCCUACGCCUCCAGUUCCCGUCGCUCCUCCUCAGUACCCCGUCCGAACCGACUCUGCCCCCAUUCGACCUGCACGGCCACAGAAUGACAAGGAACUGCCCCCGAAUCCACUGCCGGCUUUUCCUUCCACAUCGGCACCCCUAGGGCGGGAGGAUAUCCACCCAGCAUUCAGAAACGAACCCUCAGCUGCGCGGAACCACAACUACGGGCCUCCUGCCAGAGUCCGCGAUGAACAACCAGUCCAUAUCCCAAAUCAACAAACCCCUUCCAGCGAAAACUCAGUACCACCAGAUGCAGGUGACCCAUUAGAGGACUUCAUCCCGGAUCCCGAGCCCGAGCCCGAGCACGAACCGGAACUGGACGGUGCCAGUGGACGCCUCGACUCUGUGUCGAGUGACGAGAAUAAUGGGCCUUUCACCCCUCCCGAGAUCGAACCGGUCACGGUGCCACUGAACCGACUGCAUUAUGCUUGUUUCCAGGAGCAUCGGAGCAUGAUGCCGGCCAAUAACGUCUGGUAUUCGUUGCCGUGCAUGGCCUGCCAAAAAUUCGACCGGGAGAUGCGCUACAGGUGUGUCUUCUGUUGCUUGCGCAUCUGCGCGGACUGCUAUCAGAGCUUGCAGAAGGUGCCGAAUCGCUCGCUGGCUCGAUUGAUGGAGACGAUGCCUGCAAAUUCUUAA